Molecule: messenger RNA, 174 nt
Organism: Staurois parvus
Lineage: Eukaryota; Metazoa; Chordata; Amphibia; Anura; Ranidae
Source: the annotation of a GenBank genome assembly
AUGUGCUACCUUGAGACAUGCAAGUUCAUCCACAGGGACCUGGCAACUCGGAAUGUGUUGGUGAUCAGUGAAAAGGUGGUAAAGAUUGGAGAUUUCGGAUUGACAAGAAUUUUGGCGACAAAUGACGAUCAUUACACCAUGUCUCCUCACCGAAAGAUACCCUUCGCAUGGUGA